AUGUCUACUUCAGGACUCAUCGCUGCUCGGAAAAGAAUAGAAACCUCAGUUAGAAAAUACCCUAUUCCAAUAAUCGAAGAAGAAAAAGAAGUAACUAGUUCCGAUGAAUGCAAGAAUGGCGUGCUCUUACUUUCCUUGUUACAGUCUCGUUUAAAUUGGGCAAACUUUGUCUUUAAUAAAUAUCGAGCUGAUCCAAUACAGCAACCGAAACGAAAUCCGAGCAUACGAAAAAAGUGGCCGCAAAUGAGAUAUCUAGGAACCUGUACUUUACAACUGGGCCCUCACUUAUUCGAAGAAACGUGUUUUUACGAAGCUGUACGAUCAGAAAGUUGGGAAUCUAUAGCAAAAGCACAGAAUAUAUGGACUGAACCUAAUAGGAAUAUGAAGGAAGCCUCUGAAACUGAUGCUGAAUAUAAUAACGAUCAGACAGCGCUGGCUGUACAGCAGGACCUUUCGCAAAAUGCAGCUGCACCGACGCAAAUAGACGAGCAACAGUUACAAAACCAAACACCACCAGCAGCUCAUGUGGUAGAAGUGCUCGACAAACAGGCACAAGCAUCGCAAAUAACCAGUAAAAGCGCGUCUCAAGAUCCUGAAAGAUUAAUAUUUCGAGAUAUCGUGUUCGAACUGAAGGAGGUGACAAAUGAACGGUUUAUAUUUCCCAAGAGCACGAUCAUUGAGAGUAUACCCAUGAGUGAUUUGGAUAAAACUUUUACGGUUCUUGCAUCGUUUGUUAUACCCGUCGAAACACCCGAAUCGAAUGAUUUUUUUCUAUCCUCAAAAGAUAAGAUUCUAACUUAUGGAAGGAACGUUUCUUUGGACUGUAUUGCAGAAUUUAUUAGUAAAGAAGGCCCAUAUGAACCAAGUGUUGUAAUACCCUGUAAAGAAGAUACCUAUCAACCUGUAAAUAUCCGCCUGAUGGGUGCUAAUGAUGAUAUAGUUCAAGCCCUCAAUGGUAUUGUACAUAAUGCAGCUAAUGUCAGAGAAGAAAUGGAGGAGAAAAUGAAGUAUUUUCCUAAACAGACGCACAUCAACUUUAAUUUAGCAGCAGAUUCACCACAUAUUAAAGAAAUUCAGGAACUGUUGAGGAAAUCAGCCACCAUACCAGAUGUAUCUACAGGCCCUGUACAAGCAGAAAAGAAGAGAAACGAAAUUCUGAAUGCAAUCAAGCUAGGGAAACGCCCUAGGGAUGAGAAAUUUAAAGCAGAAUUACCGAAAACAAAGACUGUAAAUAUAAAAGAUGACGCUCAUUUGAAAUGCGCUUAUUGUAGCACGAAGACGACAGCUAUGUGGAGACGAGGACCGAAUGGACAUGGUACACUUUGUAAUAGUUGUGGUUUGCUAUGGAAAAACGGUGAGAUCCUAAAGGGUGCUCCUGUGAUUUCUAAACGAGAAGAAUGGAAACUUUUUUAUGAGAAAAAGGACAGGGAGAAGGCAUCAGAGGCUUUCGAAUUAGAAAGAGUAGAACGUGAAGCGGCUAAGAAACAGCAGCAACAGCAGCAGCAGCAACAACAACAACAACAACAACAACAACAACAACAACAGCAACAGCAACAGCAACAGCAGCAACAACAGAGAUAUAAAAAGGAAAGGAUAGCACCUUCAGCAGACGGUCAGCAUCAUCAAUUACAACAUCGCACUGGAAUAAAACAUUCAACAACUUUACCGGCUGGUUUGGGUCACUUUGCUUCGCAAUUGCUUGAACAAAGGAUGCAGCAACAGCGGGAGACACAAGGGCAGCACCAUUUACCACCUACUUAUAGUUCAGAUAGUGCUACUGUCUGCGUUGAUUCGCAACAUACUGAUAUUGUCAAUGCAGUAUCAGUCUACUCAAAUGCAUCAACGAGCAUUGACGUUAAAAGAGAAUGCAACGAAUCUGAUGAACUAACUUCAGUACAAUCAGCCUGUCCUUCACAAUCAAUGACUACAGUGUCAUCAACGGCAUCUGCCAUUGAUAAAUUGGUGAACGCACCUAUUUCGAUAAAAUCAAAACCUAGCAUUUCCGAACUCUCAGAAAUCCAACCUCAUACAAAACAUUCGUCACAGCAACAGCAACAGCCUCAGCCCCAGCAACAACAGCAACAACAAUUAAACCCGUCUACUACACCUCUGUCAUUAUACAAUACGGCAGGAAUACCUCUUCCUACCUUAUCCAUCGAUUUGGGAGGUAUAAUGCAAUUCCAUCAUCCGCAUUGCGGCCUGACACUUUUGGACAACGGCCUUUCUAUUCGCUUAAUAAAGGAGGGAUUUGAACCCUACACACUUGAAAUGGGAAAGACAGAAAUAAUCAAUGCGACGUUCGAUGUAUUAACAGAAACAGGAAAAGAAAUUGAUGGAGUUGCAACUAAACGCGAGGUACUAAGAAUGGAAGUCGUGCCAAAAUCAGAAACUGCUGCUGCAAUCAAUGUGUUUGGCCAACAAUUGCAGCUAUCAAACGAAAACGGUGGUAUUCGAGUUCGUUUCUUGGAAAAAUUGGAUCCAAAUGGUGGGGCUGUUGUGCAAAGGAUAGUGCAAAGAUGGUUAGCUACUGCGCCUCAUACUUGA
Molecule: messenger RNA, 2544 nt
Organism: Mycotypha africana
Lineage: Eukaryota; Fungi; Mucoromycota; Mucoromycetes; Mucorales; Mycotyphaceae
Exons: 5
Coding region: 1-2544 (847 amino acids)
Biological process (GO): regulation of DNA-templated transcription
Molecular function (GO): sequence-specific DNA binding; zinc ion binding
Source: RefSeq, a predicted model, not a curated record